AUGGAUAAUUAUUACGGAAAUGUCUCUGAUUUCUGGACGUCGGAUGAGGAAGCGCUGGAAGAUGAAUCAGAAUCAGAUAAAAACGAAAGCACCGGAGGCCUAAAGCAUCUGAAUACAAAAAAUAAAUUAAAAAACAACUAUGCUUCUGGCAAUUUAGAAUCAGCUCUCGAAAGUUUGGACUGGAUUCCAUCAGUAUCUCUGCCACUAAACGGGCGCUCAUUGUUUGAUAUUUUCAGCAAGGAUUUUGGAAAUUUGAGCAACGUGGAACUGGAUAACAUAAAGGAUGAGUUAUAUGCCUCGAUAUACUACUCUAAUGACACUGAGAAGGGGGAGCCUGAGGCCUACACACAAGGCCCUGUAGCCGAUGAAGCAGAUUCCGAUUAUUCCCAGGAAAAGACGGAAAACAAUAACACAAUACCAAAUAAUGAUCCGUACCAACUGAUAAUCCCGAAGCCUGGUGAAAACAAGAACUACAUAAGGAAAAAAUGGUCAAUCGUGGACGACAAGGAGCCGCCAGAGCUGAAUAAUUUGAUCAUAGAGUACCCGUUCGUGUUGGACGACUUCCAGAAGAAGGCAAUCAACCACCUGAUCAACGGAAAGCACGUCUUCGUCUCAGCACACACCUCGGCGGGGAAGACGGUGGUGGCGGAGUACGCAAUAGCGAUGGCGCUGAGCAGAGGAGAGAAGGCAAUAUACACGAGCCCAAUCAAGGCGCUCUCGAACCAGAAGUACAGAGAGUUCAAGGACAAGUUCGGCCCGGAGAACGUGGGAAUCGUGACGGGCGACGUCCUGUGCAAUCCGACGGCCUCGUGCCUGAUCGUGACCACGGAAAUACUGAGGAACCUGCUGUACAGAGGCGACAGCGUAAUUGAGCAGAUAUGCGUGGUGAUCUUCGACGAAAUACACUACAUCAACGACCUCUCGAGAGGGGUGGUCUGGGAGGAGGUGAUCAUCAUGCUGCCGAAGGAGGUGCAGCUGGUGAUGCUGAGCGCAACCGUGCCGAACUACGUGGAGUUCGCGGAGUGGAUCGGGAGCAUUAUGCAGAAGGAGGUGGUCAUCAUACUGACGAACUUCAGGUCAGUGCCGCUGAAGCACUACCUCUACGCGCACGACCGCUUCUUCCUGCUGGUCGGCUCGGGAGGCUUCAACAAGGAGGCGUACCACAUCAUGCACAAGUACGUGUCGACGCUCAAAGUCGCAGAAAAGAAGGCGACCUUCAAGGGCGAGGUCCAGAAGCUGCAGAAGCUGCUGAAGACGCUGGAGACCGAGGAUAAGCUGCCGGUGGUCCUCUUCUGCUUCAACAGGCAGAAGUGUGAGCAGUACGCGAAGGACAUGCCGAACCUUAACCUGGCGUACACGAAAACGCAGCGUUCUAAGAUACACCUGUUCCUGAAGGAAUCACUUGAGGGGCUCACGGAAGAGGACAGAAAUUUGCCGCAGUUGAGAAAGAUGAUUAAACUGCUGGCAAGAGGAAUAGGAGUGCACCACUCAGGAUUGUUGCCAAUAAUAAAGGAAAUGGUUGAGAUUUUGUUCUCACGGGGGCUGAUUAAGGUCCUGUUCGCAACUGAGACCUUCGCAAUGGGAGUGAAUAUGCCUGCGCGCUCAGUGGUAUUCACGUCGAUUUAUAAGCACGACGGAAUUAAGUAUCGCUAUUUGACGUCGUCAGAGUACACACAGAUGGCAGGAAGGGCUGGAAGAAGAGGACUGGAUACAUUCGGAAACGUAUACAUAUUCUGCUCAGAUGAGGCGCCGGAUGUGCAGGACCUGACGAACAUGAUAAUAGAGAGGUCGACGAGGCUUGAAAGCAGAUUUAGAAUAACCUACAACAUGCUGCUGCAAAUACAGUCGAGAGACCACAUGAAUAUCACGGAGAUGAUGUUGAAGUCGUUUAGAGAGCGAGAGAAGAUGAUGAAGAUACCGCUGCUGAAAAAGAGAAUUAACAAAAAGAAACACGAGCUGGAAAACCUGCCGCCGAUCAACUGCAUAUACGGAGAGCCAACGAUAGAAGGGUACUACAAGGCGUUGAAAUACUCGAAGAGCCUGUCGUCUGAGCUACACCAGCACCUGUGGAACCACAGGGACAGUAAGCAGAUAUUUAAGUACGGGAGGGUGCUGAUGUUACACUCGACAAACAUUACGCAAACGCUCUCGUACAGCUUCAUCAAGGAGAUCGUUGACCAGAAAAAUCACACGUUCAAGGUGGUGACAAUAAUAACAGAGUAUCUGUCAGACGCCAAUGACCCGAACAUCAACUCAGUUCAUCAUAACAACGAGUGCAUAUUCUACUAUGUUCACCAAGUUGGCCUCUCGAGCGUGUCUUUCAUAUUUGAAAACGUGCUCCUGGACACAGAUUUAAACAGAAAUGUAGUUGAGAUGAACAAGUUAAUAGAGAGCAACAAACUCACGUUGAUGUCGUUCAGUAAGAAGUUUAAGCAGAUAUCGAUGCAGUUUUAUGAGACUCUGCUGAAGCAGAGGGACCUGUACCACGCGUUCUCGCGCAACCCAUGUACAAAGUGCCUGUUGCGAGAGCAGCACUUCAAGACCCAGGAAAACGUGGACAAUUACGAAUUGGAAAUAGAGGACAUUAAUAAGCAGUUGAAGGACGAGUCGCUGUACUUCUACGACGACAUGAUUAACAAGUUGGAGGUGCUUAAGCAGCUGGAGUUCCUGGAUGAGCGCGGGAGGCCCACGCUGAAGGGAAGGAUCGCGACCUUCAUAACGACCAGCGACGAGCUGACGCUCACGGAGGCCCUGGCCCAGAACAUACUGGCGGACCUGACGCCCCCGGAGUGCGCAGCCAUCCUCUCGGCGUUCAUCUACAACGACAAGGCGCCGGAGAAGGAGGCGCCGUCGCCGACGCUCGCGCUGCAGCAGGCUAAGAGCCAGGUCAUCAACAUCCACAAGAAGAUCGACGUGGUCCAGAGGGCGCUGGGCGUGCGUGUGUCCCAGGAGUACCACAACUCGCUCUGCAACUUCACGCUCUCGUACCUGGUGUACCAGUGGGCCUCGGGCGUGCCCUUCAACGAGAUCAUGGAGCUGACUGACCUGCAGGACGGCCACAUUGUGAGGGUGAUUCUGCGCCUGGACGAGCUGUGCAGGAAGAUGGCGCAGACCGCAGGCGUGUUCGGCGACGCCACUCUGGCCGAGAAGAUCGAGGAGGUCUGCAGGGCAAUAAGGCGCGACAUCGUGUUCAAGCAAUCGCUGUACCUGAGGUAG
Theileria orientalis strain Shintoku is the source of this 3216-nucleotide messenger RNA. Its product is annotated as DEAD-box family helicase. The record is from RefSeq and is a predicted model, not a curated record. Bases 1 to 3216 code for a protein of 1071 amino acids. Gene Ontology annotation, cellular component: Ski complex. Gene Ontology annotation, biological process: nuclear-transcribed mRNA catabolic process, 3'-5' exonucleolytic nonsense-mediated decay. Lineage: Eukaryota; Apicomplexa; Aconoidasida; Piroplasmida; Theileriidae. The transcript is spliced from 8 exons. Gene Ontology annotation, molecular function: RNA helicase activity; ATP binding; RNA binding.